CGGUUUGCCCGGGGGAGGAGCGGAAGGGCUGCUGGGAGAGCGAAGGACUUGGCUUAGAGCGCUGAGCUGGCCCCGUGGAACGUCGAGGCUUCCCUUUUGGAACGUUGAUACACUUCGGAACGCUCGCGGUUUGCUGCGGCGCCGAGGCGAGGCCCGAUCUGGUGGUGCUCCAAGGACCAAAGGCUGCUCCCGGGAGACGCGAGUUGUUGUGUUGAGUCCCACUGGCGGGGCCCUGCGGGCUUUCGGUGAGCGACCGGCUUGGUGUCCGCAGUUCGAUGGUUUGUUCCGACCGAGAUGAGCCGCCCGUCCUCCGCCGGACCCAGUGCUAACAAACCUUGCGGCAAGCAGCAGCAGCAGCAGCACACUCCGUCUCCGGCUGCUGCCCCCGCCGCUGUCGCCAACGCCGCCGCCGCCGCCGCCACCAUCUCGGCAGCCGGAGCCGGCUCCUCCGCGGUCCCUGCCGCGGCCGCUGUGAUCUCAAGCCCUGGAGGAGGGGAAGGCAGCGGGGGGCCGGUGUCGCCUCAGCACCACGAGCUCACCUCGCUUUUCGAGUGCCCGGUUUGCUUCGACUAUGUGCUGCCCCCGAUCCUGCAGUGCCAGGCCGGGCACCUGGUGUGCAACCAAUGCCGGCAGAAGCUGAGCUGCUGCCCCACGUGCAGGGGCUCGCUCACCCCCAGCAUCAGGAACCUGGCCAUGGAGAAAGUGGCCUCGGCCGUCCUUUUCCCUUGCAAGUACGCUACCACAGGCUGCUCCCUGACACUCCAUCAUACAGAAAAGCCCGACCAUGAAGACAUUUGUGAAUACCGCCCUUACUCCUGCCCGUGUCCUGGUGCCUCCUGCAAAUGGCAGGGCUCGUUGGAAGCAGUCAUGUCUCACCUCAUGCACGCCCACAAGAGCAUCACCACCCUUCAAGGAGAAGACAUUGUCUUCCUCGCCACAGACAUUAACUUGCCGGGGGCUGUCGACUGGGUGAUGAUGCAGUCUUGCUUCGGCCACCACUUCAUGCUGGUGUUAGAGAAACAAGAGAAGUACGAGGGCCACCAGCAGUUCUUCGCCAUCGUCUUGCUCAUUGGCACCCGCAAACAAGCGGAGAACUUUGCGUACAGACUCGAACUGAACGGCAACCGGCGGAGGCUGACUUGGGAGGCUACGCCGCGCUCCAUCCAUGAUGGUGUGGCAGCAGCCAUCAUGAAUAGUGACUGUCUUGUUUUUGACACUGCCAUAGCACACCUUUUUGCAGACAAUGGGAACCUUGGAAUCAAUGUGACUAUUUCUACGUGUUGUCCAUGAUAUUUCUGUGUAACUAGUGAGACCACAUGCUUGUCUGGACAUAAUGCUUUUAUGUUUUACCGAUUUAUUUAUUUUAAAAAAUGGUAU
This is a messenger RNA of Elgaria multicarinata webbii, 1377 nucleotides long. RefSeq names its product siah E3 ubiquitin protein ligase 2 (gene SIAH2). The transcript has 2 exons. NCBI's taxonomy places the organism in Eukaryota, Metazoa, Chordata, Lepidosauria, Squamata, Anguidae. Gene Ontology annotation, cellular component: cytoplasm. Gene Ontology annotation, molecular function: zinc ion binding; ubiquitin protein ligase activity; ubiquitin conjugating enzyme binding. Gene Ontology annotation, biological process: proteasome-mediated ubiquitin-dependent protein catabolic process; multicellular organism development. Bases 295 to 1290 code for a protein of 331 amino acids. The record is from RefSeq and is a predicted model, not a curated record.